GUCACUUUUAAACAAACAUAAAUUAAUGAAAAAUUACCUAAAUUAUAUGGAAUAUUAAAUAAACCAAAUAUGAAAAACGAACUCGACACAAUUGCUUCUUUAGAGCAUCUUCAAAAACAGGCAUUAGAAAUUCUUGAGAAAUUUCCAAACAAAGUUGCUGAUUUGAAUAAUAUUAUCGAAAUCUAUGAGCCAGUUUCAAUCAAAUCCAAUACUAAUGAUACUCAACUGGUUAAUAAACUCUGUGGAUCAUCAACAAAUAGAGAAUUUAUUAAAGUUACUUCAGGAGUUUCAGGAAAAUUAAAUAAUUCUAAUUUUGAUAUAAAUUCUUUGACAAGUUAUUCAUUGACUACAUGUAAUGAAAGAGGACGAAGUCGGCAUGCUAUUUGUAAACGACGUUGCUACCGUGUUCAUGGAUCUCAUCGUUCAUUAUUACGUCGUCGUCCGGCAGUUUUAGGUCAACUGAUUGCUUUUAUAGCUAGUAAAUUAGCAGUUUCGACAAAAACUGUUAUUAUUACAUCUUCUUGGCACAUAAUGGAUUAUAUAAUUUCCAUGUUUUUCCGGAGACGUCAAUUGAAAAAUGCCCAAUGUGGUCCUUGUGCUGAUUGGAGUAAUACGUUGUCAACUCGUAUUGUUCCUUUGGAGGAAGAUACCACGACUGUUGGCAAAUUGAUCAUAAUACUGAGGCCAAUAAUAGUCCAGUUCAUUGCUGACACAACAAUCUUGAAGCGGUGGCUUCAAGCGUUAACCAUAAAGAUCGUUGAACCGACUGUUGAACUCAUGAAUGCAACCCGCAACACAGAAACUAUUGAUUGUUGGGCUUAUGAAUUCUUUUUUCAUCUCAAGUAUCUGCAAGUCAAUCGAGCGCGUAAUGAUAAUAAAGUAGCAACGAAUGACGGUGAUGUGAACGAUAAUGUUACACAUUUGAACCUUUGGAAUCAGAUAGUGCAGCUGAGAGACAACUACAUCAUCUUGUAUGAAGCUUUAUGCGUGAACACUAAAAUAAGAGAAAUUAUUUCAUAUUGUAAAUGACAUGAAAAAUAAUGGUGAUAUUUAUUAAUAGCUGCUUUAUAAUCUUAA
Chelonus insularis is the source of this 1077-nucleotide messenger RNA. RefSeq lists its product as uncharacterized. The record is from RefSeq and is a predicted model, not a curated record. The transcript has 6 exons. Lineage: Eukaryota; Metazoa; Arthropoda; Insecta; Hymenoptera; Braconidae. The coding region runs from base 70 to 1029 and encodes 319 amino acids.